AUGGAGAAACGUGACUUGGGGUGUGACUUGCUUGUUUCAACUCCUUCCUCGGGUCAGGUAGCUACCAGUUCAGUCUGCGUUGGGUGUUUAAGGGAAGUGGCAGGUCGCAGAUUCAAGGUGAACUUGGUGUGCUUGCCUUUGGAGGGACUGAAUGUGAUAUUGAGGAUGGACUGGCUGUCUAACAAUCACAUCAUAAUUGAUUAUGGACGGCGUAGUUUGGUGUUCCCAGAACAUGAAGGAUUGGAGUUGAUCUCAACUCGAGAAGCUGUGAAAGCGUUGCAAGAAUGGGCCAUGUGUUUUAUGGUGAUGGCUAAACCAAAAAAGAAAGGUGCAAUAAAGUUGAUUCAUAAUAUUCUUGUUGCCAAUGAGUAUGCAAAUGUAUUUCUGGACGAAGUACUAGGAUUGCCGCCGAGUCGGGACAUUGACUUCACCAUUGACUUAAUUUGCUGGUGCGGGUCCCGUGUCCAUGACUCCAUACAGAAUGGCACUUGCAGAAUUGGCAGGACUAAAGAAGCAAAUUGA
Molecule: messenger RNA, 522 nt
Organism: Vigna unguiculata (cowpea)
Lineage: Eukaryota; Viridiplantae; Streptophyta; Magnoliopsida; Fabales; Fabaceae
Source: RefSeq, a predicted model, not a curated record